AUGAUGUUCCAACUCUAUAAAGGGGCUCGGAUGGUGCUGACACUUUGCGCUACAGCUGGAAACCGAUGGCAUCUUGACUGCUUUCGUUGCAACACAUGUAACACGCUACUCGACUCGGAUGCGAACCUGCUCCUGCUUGGAGAUGGUUCCCUCAUCUGCAACAACUGCACCUACAGCUGCAGCGCUUGCAAUAAUAAGAUUGAAGACCUUGCCAUCCUAACCGGAGACCAGGCCUUUUGUGCAAGCUGCUUCCGCUGCAGGAACUGCAAGAGGAAGAUCGAGAACCUGCGAUAUGCCCGCACAUCACACGGCAUCUUUUGCAUGAACUGCCACGAGUCCCUCAUGGCAAGACGACGCAAGAAAUCAAAAGCAGCAGCUCAAGCAAAACAACGAGAAAAGGAUGCGUCGCCCAUGAUCACAGACAAGUCCCUGCCCGCCUUGCCGCCAAACGCCGUCCCUCCUAUAGCGUUCUCGGGCGAUAGGGCAACCCCCGACUCCGACACGCCUACCGAGUUGUCGCCGCGUCCUCGCAAUGCAUAUGGCGGCAUCAACGAGUCGUCUUCGCGCAGCGUCUCGAGGAACGAGCUUUCUCCCGAACGAACCCAAGACUCUUCGAAAGAGCCAUCGCUUGCGCCACCUCAGCAAAACUAUCGGAACAACCGAAACUCGACCAUUCUUUCUGGCGAUAUGAACAUCGGAGAUGGCGAAGGAUUCUUCAUCCCGGUAGCGCUGGAUCCCAGCCCUGCCCCUUCACUGACGCCACAGUCCAUGUCCGAUACUUUUACCGACUCGAGCAGGAGGAAACAGGAGAGAGAUUACUUCAGUGCACCGAAGCCAAGUCCAUCCCAGGACAAGAGAUCGGAAUCCGCAGCAUCCACGCCCCAUAUCGCUUUCCAAGAAAAAGGCAGACAACCGUCGUCCGACUAUGAAGUACCACAAUACGAAAGACCAGCGAGGAAGCUUUCGAAGCGGAACGGCAAACCCCAGACAUCGCCAGGAAUUGGCGAGGAAAGGAGGCCUUCGAAUGGGAGGACACCCACAAACGAUGAGUUCAAACUGCAGGACGCCCCCAAGAGCAAAAAGCUUGUCAACUCCAGGAGUAAUUCUUUGUCGGGUGGUUCUAUCGACGCUUCAGCUCCUACAAGACCACCGCCAGCACCGUCCAGAAACAAGGAACCGCUUUCAAACACUGCCAGCAACAACUCGCCGUCUCCUUCGAAUUUGUCCGAAAGAGUUACGCCUCCCCGAGCUUCUCAGGACUCCCGGUUGAGGGACGAAGAUGCUAUCCGGCCAUCGAUAGAUUCACUGUCCAACAGGUCGGAUCUUUCUGGGCCCAAGCCGGUAGCGCGCAAAGAAGUACCACAGCCACCACCUCGGAAUGGCGAGCUACAAGUUCGUCCAGCGGCUCCCGAACAAAAACUAAGCGACACCUACAUGCAACCACGGGCAGCUCCACCGCCGCCGCCGUCACAGGCUGGGCAACGAACACCUAGGGGAUCUGUGAGCUCAGUGAAUGAGGAAGGGAAGGUAUCACCCAAGUUGCCGCGGUGGAGUGCUGGUGGCGACUUCAGCAUGGAUGAGGACAUGGCUAGAAUUCUUGGUACCGACGAGGGCUCUUCAUCUAUACUGCGCCGUGUGUCCAAUGCCGUUCGUCACGGGCGACAUAAUAGUGCCGAAACCGCUACCCACCAGACGAGGGUCGGUCACAGCAGGAGCGUCAGCGAGACGACUCGAGGCACCACUUCGCCCCGUUGGCCUAGAACGCCAAUUGCUGAAGACCCAACGAACGGUGGCCAUGUUCCCGACAUCAGCAGCCCGAUCUCGCUCUCCGGAGCUGCCCAUGAUGAUCCAAUGUUCCUGAAGCGGCAGCUCAGAAACUCGGAGCAGCGCGUUGCAGAACUCGAGCGACAGUUCAACACCGAGAAGGAUCUCAAGAACUUAAACAAGAAACUUGUGGAAAAGAGAAAGACUGUGUCUGUCCUUGAUACCCAGACAGAGAUUAUGAUCCGGCAGCUUGAGGUUUUGGCCGGUUAUGUGGAGCGGGCAAAGAAGACGAGCGAACCCCUGGAUCCCCGGGAGCUGGAGGAGUCUGCCAUCAAAGACUUUGUGCAAAAGCUGGAGAAGGUCAAGCAAAACAUGACGGCAGCGAUCGAGCAACUCCACGCUGAGCGGGAUGACCUGCUCGAGGAAAGGAAUCAAGCCAUUGCCGACCGCGACCGCGCCCUUCUCGAGUUUGAGCAGCUUUCGUCCAAGAAUGCGCAGUUGGCUGAUCUGAACAACGAUCUUACACACCAAAUACAAGAGAGGUUCAAGCAGCAGAUCAAUAAUGGUGAUCUCAAGAUGCCUCCAAAUGGUCUUGGCAUCUACAGCCAUUCCAAGGGCUCGUCCUCGGUCAACUUGGAUACCGCCAGCAUGCAGACUGGAACCACCCUCAUGGGCACUGAUGCUGAAGAGCCCAUCCUCGAGGGCCCAACAGUGGUGAAUAUUCGCAAGGGUCAAGUCAAAAAGUUCAACUGGAAAAAGGGGUCAAGCAAGGUUGCGCACAACAUCACGAAGGGCAUCAACCGUGCGGCAGGUGCCUUCCAGGCACAAGAAGGCAAUCCUCGCAUUGGCGCCCCUCAGACGCUGAACAGCGACAGCAUUGGCAUCCCGUACAACAUGACGGUCGCUCAGGUCGAGUCACCAGUCACCACGAUCCCACCUCCACCGCCACCUAUGGGCGUGAACAGAGUCAACACCGACCAGCGUCAAGGUUUUGGCUUCUUUGGCAAGAAGCAGCAACAGCAGGCAAUGACCAAGUCCCAGUCCAUGAACAAUGUCCCAGCACCGGCAGCAGCCGAAGCACCAAGCACGUUGUUCGGAUCGGAACUGGUCGAGAGGGCGGAUUAUGAACGCCGUCAGAUACCCAACGUCGUCACGCGCUGCAUUGAGGAGGUGGAGCUGCGGGGUAUGGACAUUGAGGGUAUCUACCGGAAAACGGGCGGCAACUCGCAGGUCAAGAUGAUACAGGAAGGGUUUGACAAGAAUGGGGACUUUGACAUUUCGGAUCCCGACUUGGACAUUACGGCUGUGACGAGCGUGCUGAAACAGUAUUUCCGGAAGUUGCCGACGCCGCUGUUGACGUUUGAUGUUUAUGAGAGGAUUUUGGAGAGCAACAUGGGGAAAGCAAUCCAAGACGAGAGCGAGAGGUGCGCGCACAUGAGGAGGACGAUUAAUACGCUGCCGCCAAAGCAUCGGGACUGUCUGGAGUUUUUGAUGUUUCAUCUUGCUAGGGUGGCCAGUAGGGAGAGGGAGAAUUUGAACUUGGCCGUGGUGUUUGCGCCGACGAUUAUGAGGGAUCACAGUUUGGAGAAGGAGAUGACGGACAUGCAUGUCAAGAAUUUGGCGGUGCAGUUUUUGAUUGAGAAUAGUCAUGUUAUUUUUGGAGAGGCUUGA
Messenger RNA from Podospora anserina S mat+, 3435 nucleotides. RefSeq lists its product as uncharacterized. The record is from RefSeq and is a predicted model, not a curated record. Gene Ontology annotation, biological process: regulation of GTPase activity; signal transduction. NCBI's taxonomy places the organism in Eukaryota, Fungi, Ascomycota, Sordariomycetes, Sordariales, Podosporaceae. The coding region runs from base 1 to 3435 and encodes 1144 amino acids. Gene Ontology annotation, cellular component: cytoplasm. The transcript has 3 exons.